Hordeum vulgare subsp. vulgare (domesticated barley) is the source of this 830-nucleotide messenger RNA. RefSeq lists its product as uncharacterized. Lineage: Eukaryota; Viridiplantae; Streptophyta; Magnoliopsida; Poales; Poaceae. Bases 35 to 631 code for a protein of 198 amino acids. The record is from RefSeq and is a predicted model, not a curated record. The transcript has 4 exons.
CUAGUAUAGGAGUACAAAAAAUAUAAGAGAAAGAAUGGUCAACUCGUCAAGCACCCAAUCUGAGCGAACCAGCGGGCUGAAUAUCCCCACGAGGAAAUCCCCUCCAGCGGUGAUUCAUUUCGAAAUGGGGGAGGCCUACGACUCACCAACCAAAUCGUCCUCAAACACAAAGGACGAGGUAGUUCAUGAGGGCAUGAGAGAGGAGGAAGAAGCAACGUGCAAGUACUCGUCCAAUAACCUCAAGAAAAAGCCCACAAAAAUGAAUUGGAAGGAGGUUGAUGUUCCCACCUGGUUGAAGGAAUUCAAAUCAUACAAGAAUGGCGAGUGGAAGGUCCUCGUCAAUAAAAGAGAAAACGGCACCACAGACUGGAAAUAUAUCCAUCAGAGAUAUCAGAAAACAUUUCGCUCAGCACCUGGUGUCCGUUUCUUCCUGGAUGGCAGCAAGAUGAACCGGGUGUUUGAAGGAGAAAAACUACGAAAUAAGAAGAAGAAUAAUCCCCAUUUUCAAGAAACUGUAGGUGCAAGUAAAACUGGAAGAGGAAGGAAGGCUGCUGAUACUAGGACAAGGGCUUUAACGCAUGGAAAACCAUUCCACUAUGUGCCAGAGAACCUCCCAGUAGGUUUCAUAUAACCUCCGAAAUAUCCCAGGAGACGAAUAAUAGCAGUUCUUCUAGUACUAGUAGUCUAGUCUAUGAAGCUAGCUACACACUAUAACAUGUAUCUUGUUGCAUGGCAUGACAACAAUAUGAACUUCAUGGAGGAACAUGCCUGUUAUGAUGAUUUUUUAUAUGCUAUUAUGUAAGAUCGAUAGUUACACACCGGAAAUUAUC